AUGCCCCGCCCCGGUGCCCUAGCAACAAAUAAACAGUGUGAGGUUCUGCCGCUUUUGUGCGCUCGACAGCGGGCUGUCCGGGUGCCGCCCCGGGAGUGGGGUGAGCCGAGCCUUGCUUACCAGCACCUGCGCCUCCGCACACCGCGAAGGCGCCCAAUUGGAGGUGCGGCCACGGCCGGGGCAGGCGGCAAUUCGCCGGCAGGUAAAGGGAAGAAAGGAAAAGGCCGGUCCAAGACCUCCGGGAAGAAGCAGAAGCAGAAGAAGCCGGAAGCAGACAUCCUCAGCCCCGCCGCCAUGCUGAACCUCUACUACAUUGCCCACAAUGUGGCCGACUGCCUGUACCUUCGAGGCUUCCCUUGGCCAGGCGCUCCCAAAGGGAAAAAGGGAAAAAAAUAAGACUUAGGUGAUAGAAUUCAAAGCAUGCCUUGGUCUCAAAGAACAGAAAGUAGGAGAAAGCAUUUAGGAUAACUCAAAAGACUGCGGGCAAACGGGCUCUAAAAGACAAGUAGAAACAUGUAGCCACUGUGCUUUUCUGUGGUAAAUAAUGACAAAUGCAUUUUUAUUUCCACAGCUAAGCCAGGCAACUAGGUAAGCCAUUUUGGUUUUUCAGAAGUAAUCAGAAAAAUCAAACCCAAGUAGUUCAUAAAGGCUACCCUGGCAUUGGUAGUAAUUUUUUUAAAUAUUAUAAUCAAUUCUAGACUGAAUUAAACCUUGUUCUUAGACGGCAGCUCUAGUUUGCAUGAGUCGUUUUCUUCUGUGAGGGGUUGGCUCAGAGAAGACCAGGCAGAAAGCUCAGGCCUAACUUGUAAACACAUUUUCUGCUGUAGUUUGGUUUGGGUUUUCUUUUUUUGUUUUCUUUUUCAACACUGGAGAUGAGCCUGGGGCCUCUGCUCAGGAAGAGCUCUGCCAUUAAAUUACUCCUAGAC
Grammomys surdaster is the source of this 926-nucleotide messenger RNA. It is a transcript of the gene Smkr1, whose product is annotated as small lysine rich protein 1. The record is from RefSeq and is a predicted model, not a curated record. The transcript is spliced from 2 exons. Bases 1 to 396 code for a protein of 131 amino acids. NCBI's taxonomy places the organism in Eukaryota, Metazoa, Chordata, Mammalia, Rodentia, Muridae.